Messenger RNA from Danio rerio (zebrafish), 2520 nucleotides. RefSeq names its product notchless homolog 1 (Drosophila) (gene nle1). Lineage: Eukaryota; Metazoa; Chordata; Actinopteri; Cypriniformes; Danionidae. Gene Ontology annotation, cellular component: nucleolus. The record is from RefSeq and is marked validated.
CACGCGAUUUAGCCUGCGUCCGAAAUACUGCACACUGUACGCGUGGAGUGAGUGUGCGGUGAUCAAUAUCGACAGUUUCGUGGCUCACGUGCUUCGAAGCUGAUAGUGUAUACUUUAGUGUCUUUGAAGGGAAGAUGAGCGCGGAUGUGGAGCGUGUGUUGAUCCAGCUCCAGGAUGAGGCCGGUGAGGUGCUCGGGUCUCCCUUUGAUGUGCCGCUGGACAUCAGUCCGGACAAACUGCAGCUGGUCUGCAAUGCGCUCUUACAGAAGGAAGAGCCGGUGCCUUUCUUGUUCUUUGUGAAAGAUGCAGAGCUGGUGUCGUCUCUGGGCUCCUGCAUUCAGACAUUGGGUCUGGAGACGGAGCAGGUGCUACCGGUGGUGUAUCAGCCACAGGCUGUAUUUCGUGUGCGGGCUGUGGCUCGGUGCACCAGCUCUCUGGAGGGCCACACUGAGGCCGUCAUAUCUGUGGCAUUCAGCCCGACUGGAAAAUAUCUGGCCAGUGGAUCUGGAGACACGACAGUGAGGUUUUGGGAUCUGAGCACAGAAACACCACAUCACACUUCUAGAGGACACACACACUGGGUUUUGUCCAUUGCUUGGUCUCCAGAUGGAAAGAAAUUAGCAUCAGGCUGCAAAAACAGUCAGAUUUUCUUGUGGGAUCCAGUCACAGGCAAACAGAUUGGAAAGACUUUGACAGGACAUACAAAGUGGAUCACCUGGCUGUGCUGGGAACCUCUCCAUUUAAACCCAGAGUGUCGCUAUUUGGCAAGCACCAGUAAAGACUGUACGAUUCGCAUAUGGGACACUGUUUUGGGUCACUAUGACAAGAUCCUAACAGGACACACACACUCUGUGACGUGUGUGAAAUGGGGAGGCGAUGGUCUCCUCUACACAUCAUCUCAGGAUAGGACUAUUAAAGUCUGGAGAGCCAAAGAUGGUGUUCAGUGUCGUACACUGCAAGGUCACGCUCACUGGGUGAACACACUGGCCCUCAGCACUGACUAUGUCCUGCGUACAGGAGCAUUUGAACCCGCGAACGCAACCAUAAACCCUCAGGAUCUCACCGGAUCAUUGGAAGAGAUCAAGGAAAAGGCUUUGAAGCGCUACAACAGUGUCAGAGGUGAAGGUCAUGAGAGGCUGGUUUCUGGAUCAGACGACUUCACCAUGUUCUUAUGGAACCCAGCAGAGGACAAGAAGCCGGUCGCUCGUCUAACAGGUCACCAAGCAUUGGUCAAUGAGGUGCUCUUCUCACCCGACACACGACUCAUAGCCAGCGCUUCCUUCGACAAGUCCAUUAAGAUCUGGGAUGGAAAAACAGGAAAAUAUCUGAAUUCACUGCGGGGCCACGUCGGGCCUGUGUACCAGGUGGCAUGGUCAGCAGACAGUCGCCUGUUGGUCAGCGGCAGCAGUGACAGCACUCUGAAGGUGUGGGACAUCAAAACGGGAAAACUGAACGCAGACCUGCCCGGCCAUGCUGACGAGGUUUUUGCAGUCGACUGGAGUCCUGAUGGACAGCGAGUGGCCAGCGGAGGGAAAGACAAAUGUUUAAGGAUAUGGAGGAAGUAAACCAGAGAACCCAGCGGCCCUUGGCUCUACACACAACAGCCAAUCAGGCGUCUAGAAGCGUCGCCCCCACAGGACAGUAAACAGCAGUGUCAGAGUAUUAAGCCGUCACCUAUUUGCCCAAAGAAAAACGGCUUCGACAGCAUCACAAAAGCUGACAUAUAAUGCUUUCUGAUGCCUGAUAGCAGGAAGAUAAAACGGCCGAUACUCCAACUCAAAUGAGCAGUUGCCCUGUAGAAGUGCCACCGAACUGACCCACUCUAAUCUGUGUAAUCUUUCUCACACACACAUUCUUUGUAAUUAACUUAAUCCCUAAUGCUGUGAUACAGGCAGUGUUAACCAGGUCUGUCUGAGGGCUGGGAGAUAACCAGCGGCGUCACAGUGGGCCGUGUUACGUCAGCACAGACGUUUUCUCAUUAAGAAAAAAAAAAAAGCAGUUAAAGGGUUUUUAUGGGGUCCGUGUUGUGCGUUUGUGGAUUUCUUAUCUCGGAUUAACCACUGUAGGGUGUCAAACGUGCUUUGUUGUUUGUCAAACAGCACAUGUAUGACGUAAACAGUCUUUAAGAAAAGACGCUGCAGGCGAAUAUUAAAAAAGUGGACAAAGUUUGCGUCAUACUUCCACAGUUGUGAAUUGCAAAAUUUGCAGUUCAAAUAUGCAAAUGAGGCACUGCUUCAUUAAACGCAUGUUUCUAGCACAAAAAUAUGAAUUUUGGAUUAAGUUAGGUUUACAAUACUGUUGUCGACACAUUAGAAUCUCUUUCAUCAGUCCAUAAUUCAGAAAAUUGUAAGAAAAGCCAGAAAGGAAUUUCAUUUUCACAAUCGGUUGUACAAUUAAAUAUUGUAUAUAAUCAGCCAUAUUAUGAAUGAACAUAUCCCUCUGUAAAAGCCCUUUAGAAUUUAAAUAUGAAUAAAACUGUAAAGUUUGGUGUAUGCAAUAAAAAAUGAAGAGGUUUUGCUC